Molecule: messenger RNA, 2177 nt
Organism: Cololabis saira (Pacific saury)
Lineage: Eukaryota; Metazoa; Chordata; Actinopteri; Beloniformes; Belonidae
Product: potassium voltage-gated channel subfamily D member 3-like
Exons: 7
Coding region: 26-1987 (653 amino acids)
Biological process (GO): protein homooligomerization; potassium ion export across plasma membrane
Cellular component (GO): neuronal cell body; voltage-gated potassium channel complex; membrane
Molecular function (GO): A-type (transient outward) potassium channel activity; protein binding
Source: RefSeq, a predicted model, not a curated record
GCUUCUUCCAGCAUUCUGCUUCACGAUGGCAACCGGAGUGGCAGCGUGGCUUCCCUUUGCCAGGGCUGCAGCCAUCGGCUGGAUGCCCGUGGCCAACUGCCCCAUGCCCAUCGCCCCGGGGGACAACAGCAAGAGGCAGGACGAGCUGAUCAUCCUCAACGUCAGCGGCCGCCGCUUCCAGACCUGGAGGACGACUCUGGACCGCUACCCAGACACGCUGCUGGGGAGUUCCGAGAAGGACUUCUUCUACAACGAGGAAACCAAGGAAUACUUCUUCGACCGGGACCCCGACGCGUUCAGGAGCAUCCUCAACUUCUACCGCACCGGGAAGCUGCACUACCCGCGCCACGAGUGCAUCUCCGCCUACGACGAGGAGCUGAUCUUCUUCGGCAUCAUCCCCGAGAUCAUCGGCGACUGUUGCUACGAAGAGUACAAGGACCGAAAGAGGGAGAACAUGGAGCGACUGCAGGACGACCAGGAGGAGAACAAGGACACAAAGCCGCCCAACAUGAGCUUCAGGGAGACCAUGUGGCGCGCCUUUGAGAAUCCUCACACCUCCACCAUGGCGCUGGUCUUCUACUACGUCACCGGGUUCUUCAUCGCCAUCUCCGUCAUCACCAACGUGGUGGAGACGGUGCCCUGCGGCUCCACCACCAACACGAAGGACAUGCCUUGCGGCGAGCGCUACACCGUGGCCUUCUUCUGCAUAGACACGGCGUGCGUGAUGAUAUUCACCGUGGAGUACCUGUUGCGCCUGUUCGCCGCGCCCAGCCGCUACCGCUUCAUGCGCUCCGUGAUGAGCAUCAUCGACGUGGUGGCCAUCCUGCCGUACUACAUCGGCCUGGUGAUGACCAACAACGAGGACGUGAGCGGGGCCUUCGUGACGCUGCGCGUCUUCCGCGUGUUCCGCAUCUUCAAGUUCUCCCGCCACUCGCAGGGCCUGCGGAUCCUGGGCUACACGCUCAAGAGCUGCGCGUCCGAGCUGGGCUUCCUGCUCUUCUCGCUCACCAUGGCCAUCAUCAUCUUCGCCACGGUCAUGUUCUACGCGGAGAAGGGCUCCAGCUCCAGCAAGUUCACCAGCAUCCCCGCCUCUUUCUGGUACACCAUCGUCACCAUGACAACGCUCGGGUACGGAGACAUGGUACCAAAGACAAUCGCUGGCAAGAUCUUUGGCUCCAUCUGCUCCCUGAGUGGCGUGCUGGUGAUCGCCCUGCCCGUCCCCGUCAUCGUCUCCAACUUCAGCCGCAUCUACCACCAGAACCAGAGGGCGGACAAGCGCCGCGCUCAGAAGAAAGCGAGGCUGGCCAGAAUAAGAAUAGCCAAGUCCGGCAACUCCAACGCCUUCCUCCAGAGUAAAAGCAACGGACUGCUCAACGAACUGCUGGAGCUUACGGGUACAGAGGAGCGCGAGCAGAAGCAGAACAAGUGCACCUCUCUGAUAGAAAGCCAACACCACCACCUACUGCACUGCCUGGAAAAAACCACUGCUCAUGAGUUUGUGGAUGAGCAGAUCUACGAGCAGAACUGUUUGGAAACGGCGCUGCAGACCUAUCUACCAUCACACAGCCCGUCUGUAGCCAGCCACGUCAGCCCGGUUGUAACGUGCUGCGGCCGGACAAGAAAGAGAAACAGUCCCCUUCCCAACGCCAGCCUGCCCUCGCCCCACCCCGUCCCCACACAGCAGGGCCCGCUGCAGGAGCUCAGCGCCAUCCACAUCCAGUGUGGUGACCAGCUGCCGCACACCACCAGCCGUUCAAACCUCAACCUGAAAAGCGAAGAUAGCGGCAGGAUCAACUGCAAAAGCGGUCGCAUCACCACAGCCAUCAUCAGCCUACCAGCACCUCCGGCUUUGACCCCUGACGGCGACGGUCUCCACGGGCCGCCGCAGCGGAGGCCGCCCCCGCCUCCAGGUCACCCGGCAGCCCCGAGCAUCCCGACCAAACCAAGCUCAGCUGGCACCAACAUUAUCAAAGUCUCCGCUCUGUAACUCUCAUCCUGGAAGAUGAAACUCAGCUCAGCGGGAAGAAAGAGAGCAAGUGCGGGAAGAAGAGAGAGAAGAGGAAACAGCUUAGACCCCGUCAUUAGUGGUUGUCUGGCAGACAUCAUCCCACAGAAGGACUGGAUGACUCAAACACGGCAUGACUAAUUGUGCUUGGAGCUAAACACCCACAUCUCCA